Scutellospora calospora is the source of this 1350-nucleotide messenger RNA. The record is from the annotation of a GenBank genome assembly. NCBI's taxonomy places the organism in Eukaryota, Fungi, Glomeromycota, Glomeromycetes, Diversisporales, Gigasporaceae.
AUGAACAAUGAAAACAUAGAAUUAUUAGAAAAGGGUUUUGAAUUGUCAGAAGAUGGCGUUGAAUCGUCAGAAGAAGACAUUGAAUUAUCUGAAGAGGACGUUGAAUUUUUUAAAAUUUAUGAAAAGACUCCUAGAUCAAAUAAAGCUUGGAUAUUUAAAGGACCAACAAAACUUCCCAUUAAAUUACCUGAUGGUAAAAUAAAACAUCAAGAACCUGAUGAUAAUUCCAAUAAUGAAACUGACGAAAAUGAAGAAGAUUCAUCUUCAGAUAGUGAUAAUAAUAAUUAUGAUGAGGAUCUGCAAGAUGACAUGGAGGUUGAUGAAUUUAAUUCCAGUCAGAAUACAUUAAGUGAUAAUGAUGCCAUUCAAAAGAAAGAAGAAUUGGCUGCAAUAGCUCAAAUGAUUGUUGAAGAUCCAGAAAAUAAUAUCGGGCAACUUAAAGUUUUGAGAAAGAUAGCAACGAAUAAUAAUCUAAAAAUCAAAAAGUUGGCAAUAUUGACUCAGCUUGUAGUAUAUAAAGAUAUAAUUCCUGGGUGCGAUUUCUACUUAAAUAUGUUUGUCUUUAAUAUCCUUCAAUUUCAUAUUAACCAUGAACUUAAUAACUAUAGAUAUCGAAUACGACAAUUGACCGAUAAAGAAAAAGCUGCAAAGGUGUCCGAAGAAGUCAGAAAAUUACGACAUUUUGAACAAAGUCUUGUAUCUAAUUAUCAAGCUUAUUUGAAAUCUCUGGAAGCUGAAUUGAAAGAAGAACUAACUAUGAAAACAUUAAAUGAUAAAAAUUCUGUUAAUGAUAAAACUAAAGGCAAAAAGAGGAAAUUUGAUAAACAAGAAUCAAAAAAAAAAUUGUCAAAAAAAUUGAGGAAAUUGGAUAAAGAGAGAAGAGGGGUUGAGAAAGAAAUGAAAGAGGCUGAGGCUGUUGUAAAUAGAGAGGAAAGAGAAAAAAGAACAUUGAAAUUAGUCUUUAUUACUUAUUUUCGAAUAUUAAAACAUGCCAACUCAUCACCACUUUUGGUUUCUGCGUUAGAAGGAUUAGCAAAAUUUGCGCAUCUUAUCAAUGUUGAUUUUUUUAACGAUUUACUGGAAUUGCUCAAAAAGUUAAUGUUGGGUCAACAAAUUGAAGACAAUUAUGAGAAUUCUUGUAAAAGAAUAGAUACAAGGAAAAGUUUAUUAUGCAUAAUAACUGCAUUUCAUUUACUUUCUGGCCAAGACUUGGACGAUCCUGAAUUAUGCAACCCAUUGGCAACUAACUUGUGGGAGUUGAGUUUGUUAGAGAACCACUAUGAUCCAAAAAUACGUGCUAUGGCAACAUCAUUAGCAACUUAUAUACCGGAUAGUGAGAAAUCUAUGUAA